Molecule: messenger RNA, 4500 nt
Organism: Sciurus carolinensis (gray squirrel)
Lineage: Eukaryota; Metazoa; Chordata; Mammalia; Rodentia; Sciuridae
Gene: Nus1
Product: NUS1 dehydrodolichyl diphosphate synthase subunit
Cellular component (GO): endoplasmic reticulum membrane; dehydrodolichyl diphosphate synthase complex
Molecular function (GO): ditrans,polycis-polyprenyl diphosphate synthase [(2E,6E)-farnesyl diphosphate specific] activity
Source: RefSeq, a predicted model, not a curated record
AUGACGGCGCGGUACGAGCUGGUGUGGCGGGUGCUACACGCGCUGCUCUGUCUGCACCGCACGCUCACCUCCUGGCUCCGCGUUCGGUUCGGCACCUGGAACUGGAUCUGGAGGCGCUGCUACCGUGCAGCCUCCGCUGCGGUCCUAGCGCCGCUCGGCUUUACGCUGCUCCGUACCCCGGCAGUAGGCAGGAACCGCCGUUACCAACGUCACCCGCGCGGCCCAGGUCCGGCCGCCGCCCACCCGCGGCUGCGCUGGCGCGCGGACAGCGGUUCCCUGGAGAAGUUGCCUGUACACCUGGGCCUGGUGAUCACCGCGGAGGAGCAGGAACCCAGCUUCUCGGACAUCGCGAGCAUCGUGGUGUGGUGUAUGGCCGUGGGUAUCUCCUACAUUAGCGUCUACGACCACCAAGGUAUUUUCAAAAGAAAUAAUUCCAGAUUGAUGGAUGAAAUUUUAAAACAACAGCAGGAACUUCUGGGCCUAGAUUGUUCCAAAUACUCACCAGGGUUUGCAAAUAGUAAUGACAAAGAUGAUCAAGUUUUAAAUUGCCAUUUGGCAGUGAAGGUGCUGUCCCCAGAAGAUGGAAAAGCAGAUAUUGUGAGAGCUGCUCAGGACUUUUGCCAGUUAGUAGCCCAGCAGCAAAAGAGAUCUACAGAUUUGGAUGUAGAUAUGUUAGACAGUUUACUUAGUUCAAAUGGUUUCCCUGAUCCUGAUUUAGUAUUGAAGUUUGGUCCUGUGGACAGCACAUUAGGCUUUCUUCCCUGGCAAAUCAGAUUGACUGAGAUUGUCUCUUUGCCUUCCCACCUAAACAUCAGUUAUGAGGACUUUUUCUCUGCCCUUCGUCAAUAUGCAGCCUGUGAACAGCGUCUGGGAAAGUAGUGAUCCCUGGUUGCAUAAUUUGAUUUCAGGCUUUUGGAGAAAAGGACCCAAGUGACUCUGAUGUUUACAAAGCACCUAUGAAACCCUGUGCACACCUAGUUCAUAUUCCUCAUAAUUUAUCAACAAACACAAAAAAGUGUCUUACUUGAGAGUGAGUGUAUGAGUGUGUGCGAGUGUGCGUGCAUGUGUGUGUGUAUGGAAAUAAACUUAUAAAUGGGGGAAGUAUUGGAGAAUGAAAUAAGUAGACCUACAACUUUUGAGCAAAUAGCAGCAAUGUUUUAGGAGCUGAGAUUUCACAUGUAAAGCUUUGGGCCCCUACUACUUCCCUGUUUUUGUGGGGAGUAAAGGGAGGGAAUGACUAAAACUGUUUGGGUUGUUGUUUGGGGAGAAGGGAGUAAUUUUUGUUCUGUCUUUCCUAGUGACCAAACUUUAAGUUUUUAAAAUAAUAUAUUAUUAAAUGGAGGUAUUCUUAGUUUGAGGGAGUUGCAGAGAAUGGAUUUCUGUGUUGCUCACUUAUUAAAAGUUUGCUCCUCUUCAGAGGAGAGAGAAUACCUAUCUUAAGAUAUCCGUCCAUUUUCAUUUCUUACUUCAUUGUAGUUAAACAGUGUGACUUGAGAACGUUGCUCUGGAGUCUGUGUUCUGUGUUGUAAAGAACAUUUGAAAAAGAACUCUUGAUACACUGAGAUGCAGAAUUUUUUAAAAAAUUAUUGAAUUAGGCAGUCAGAAGGGAAAAAAAGGUGAAUAAAUUGUAUUCUUUAAAGUAAAGAUGGAAAAUUUCCUAGAAAAGAGAAGUUUUGAUUUUCUAUUUCAUGUAAUGUUGCAUAGUACCCAAAAUUGGCUUAAAAAAUAUUUCCAUUAACUAUUUUUAUUUAAAGUGAGCAUUUGAGAGAAAUUACCAGGGCAGCUCUUUUCCUUAGAAGUAACCUGUUCUUCCUUGAAAUAACACCUGGGAUUUUUUUUUUUCCCCAGUAAAUUCCAGUGGUGACUUUGCUUAAAAAAUUAAGUAGGAUUGAGGCCUGUGUGUGGGGAAAAUAUUACCAAAGUCUACAAAAAUAAUUUAGAUUAAUUUUAUAGGACAGAGAACUCACUGGUUCUGUUUUUUUUUUUUUUUAAUGAAUAAAUGAUUUCUUGAAAGGUGUUUAAUAUUUUCCCCUCACUACUGAUCCUUGGACAGAAACCAUUCUUUAUAUUUGAUGGAAUGUUCUCAGAAAACUCUUUCCAACAAGUGUACAGUAGUUAUCUAAAAUUGUACAUUUAGAAUGGAGUAUUAUAAAUACUAGGUCUCAGAAGUCUGGAAAACAGCAAAGAAGACUGAAUUUGGAAAGCAUGGUCUGGAAUUGCUUGGCAGAUUCUAAAGCAAUGAAUAAAUGUUUCCGCUUUGGAUUAUAAAACCCCAUUUAUGAUUUUUAAAAUACACUUGAAAUAAAAAUGAUUAAACUAAAUUUUGGUCCAGUGACAUUACUUUGCACUUCCAUAGUUCUUUAUAUAACCUUUUUUAAAGUCUUAAUUUAUUGCCAAAAGUUUUGUGUGAAGCUACAGCAUAUCUAAACUUUGACAAUUUUUCAUUUAUUUCCCUGUGCUGUGAUCCAUGUUUUAUUGAGAGUUUGUGUUUUUGUUUUUGGCUAAUUUAAGACUGCAUUUUUGCCUUUUGCAGAUACGAUAGAUAUAAAUGUUAUUUAUAACCAUUCUGGAGUAUGUUCAGCUUUAAUGAAUUAAAUUAAUUGGCCAAUUAAAGUGAAGGGAUAUAAUGUUUGUUAAAAUGAAGUUAGUCAAAUUAUCCAUUGGCAUAUAGCUCAGGUCCCUAAAGAGUUAAUAUUGAGUUUUUACACUUCUCUCCUAUUUCAUAAUAGUGUAUGUACAUCAAAAUAAAUCUAUAGCCCAUGACCUGAGUCUAGGAAGAAAUACUUGAAACAUGUUGCUAAGGGUUCUGAAUUUGGAUAUACACAUUUCAGAACCUUCUCAAAUGAGUUUGACUGCUUGUACAGUCUGUACAAUUUGAAUAAUAUUGGUCAUUCUGUCAUUCCUGCCAAAAUUAUCACAAGUUCUGUAUCAUCAGGGCUCCCUUUGCACUCCCGCCAAAAGAACUGAUAGCUGUAAAGAAAAAUGUGUCUAUGUGUAUUGAAGGUUAUUUUCUUUAAAUUUUUAUCAACACUCCCCACAAUGGAAAAAAUUAUCAAAUUAAAACUACUUUAUGGAUGACAGCUUGUAGCAUAGCAAGAAGUUGGAGAGUUUGAAUUCCAUUCCCAAUUCUGGUUGUGCUUUGCUUCUUAAAACUAAUUGGUUCUGUUAUAAAGUUUAAAAGCUAGUUUUAAUGUGAAUAGCAAAUUCUGGUAUAUUGUGACAGAGGCUUGAGAUUGCCUGUCUCUGAGAAGAUGUCAUAUUAGUGAACAGUGCCAAAUACACUGUGCUAUCUAUAAUUUAAUCUUUGAAUGUAUAUUACUUAAUUAGCUCCCUCCUGUGUGAUGGUACCAUGCAUAGAGUCAAUUAAGUCCUUGUGAUGUUUUUGUAUGGCUGUAGACUUUGACGAAACAUGUAUAUAAUGUGUACAGCAAGUUUUUAUGAUUAAGGAAUCAAAUUUAUUGAAUUUUAUUAUUGAGAACAACAUGUAUGAACAAAACCCAAUAAAAGAAUAUACUCUUUUCAUGGACUGUAGUAUUAUGUGAACAUUACAUUUAUUCUGAACAUUUAGGGGCUGCAAAAUGUAAUGAGAAACUCAUGACUAGAUAGCAAUAUUUUUAGAUAGUAUGCCCUUGAUUGAAAUAUAUCCUCAUUUUUAACAGGUUAAACAUUUGAAAUCUUAGUUUUAUUUGCUUUUUGUUAGAUAAAAUUCAGCUUUGCUGUUGCUAGAAUUGUCAAAUUCCACGGUAAUUAAAAUCUGAAUUGAUUCUUACUGCAUAUAGAAUUGCCAAGCUAAAAAUGUUUAUGUAUAUGUAUACCCUACUAAAAAGGAAUUUGAUAUUUCUGGUCAAGCCAGGAAAUUGAAAGGUAAGAGCUGUGGUUUGUCUUAUGCUGCAUAGAGUAUUCACUUUCUUACUUGAAGACCUAAUUGUAAUUUUUUUUUGUAUGUACAUAGUUUUCAUUUAAAAUCAGGAUUAUCAAAGGUCCCAUUUUAACCAUGGUUAAUAGGAAAUGCCUUUAACUAAAGUUGCCAACCAUUACCAACAUUUAACAAAAAAAUCUCUUUUUGUUAACAAAAGGUAAUUCUACUGUAGUAGAAGCUUAGUAUAGUAUGAAAUAAAACCCAGGAAAUUAGAUUAGUGUCAGCAGUUGCUCAAGAUUCUAGCUGAUAGACUAUUUGGUAAAAUUAGUGGAAAAGGGGAAAGCAAAAAGAAUCUGUGUAAGUUUUAAAACAUUCAUUUUAACGAGAAAAUCAGAGGAUUGAGAGGGAAAAUAAACUGGUUGAUUACAUUUUUGGCAACAAUCCUUCCAGAAAUAUUUUGUACUUUUAUUUUUUAAAAAAAAAUGUAUCCUGCUGUAACAGGUUUAAUAAAUUCUUUUAAAACUAUAAGCCAGAAAUUGAGAUUUUUGCAUUAUUUUGUAUUUUGUUAUUGUGUCUGGAUAUAAACAAUUACAUUAGCCCAUCAAAAUAAAAUGUUUGGAAAAAGUAUAGUUCACUUUCAG